AUGAGCUCCGGACUGGAUGUCGAGCAGUCCACAAGGACGGGCAUCCGUUCUGCACGAGUUACCGCCGACGAGGCCACCAAUCUCUUCCCAACACAGACAGCGCAGCCCCCACCCUGCCACCUCCUUCGCCGGCAUCGCCAACCCCGGCCCCCACGCAACCUGAUCGAUAUCGAAAACAAGUACUACAAUGCCAAGCAGACCAAAACAUCAGAUCCCGAGGAGGCUCUCCAAGAGUUUCUAAGCAUACCGCCGCUCGAGCAGGAGAAGGGAGAUUGGGGCUUCAAAGCACUGAAACAGGCUAUUAAGCUGGAAUUCAAACUCGAGCGAUACUAA
Molecule: messenger RNA, 333 nt
Organism: Neurospora tetraspora
Lineage: Eukaryota; Fungi; Ascomycota; Sordariomycetes; Sordariales; Sordariaceae
Exons: 1
Coding region: 1-333 (110 amino acids)
Biological process (GO): protein deneddylation
Cellular component (GO): COP9 signalosome
Source: RefSeq, a predicted model, not a curated record